AUGCAGCAUGAAGGGAGGAUGAAACCACCAAAGGAUGUGUCUGAGGAGCGGAAAAUUCCCGAAUUCCCUCGGACAUAUGCUAAGAUUUUGCCACCUAAAUUACCGCUGGAAGUUCACUCGAGUAGGGUUAAUGAGUUCAUCAGUGUGACCAAAUAUCUUCAAAAAGACGAGAUUGAGUUGAACGGGCUGGUAAGCGUUGCCCAAGAAAAUGGCCGUUUAGGUACCUGUGUCCUAGUUCGACAAAUGAGCAACGAAAGCCUCUACCGUGAAUUGAGGAUCCUGGCUCAGUUCCGCCGACAGCGCUAUUUUCCCAAAACAAUUGAGAUCUUCUUCUCAGGUUCCAUGGUGGAUGUUGUGUGUGAAUAUGUGGAUCUAAAUCUUCUACACAUCUCUGAGAGCUUGAGAAUUCCCACGGAGAAGGAGCUCGCUGCCAUUGGAGGACAGGAAAGUCUCCUAUACAUGCCAGUGCCCUUCCACGUACUGAUAAAACGCAGUUGA
Exophiala bonariae is the source of this 498-nucleotide messenger RNA. RefSeq lists its product as uncharacterized. Lineage: Eukaryota; Fungi; Ascomycota; Eurotiomycetes; Chaetothyriales; Herpotrichiellaceae. The coding region runs from base 1 to 498 and encodes 165 amino acids. The record is from RefSeq and is a predicted model, not a curated record. The transcript has a single exon.